UCGUCGUAUUUGAAAUUACAUUUUGUUAAAUAUUUUUCAGAGGAGCACAUACAGUUUAACAAACGAAGAAGCAUUUGCAUUGUGUAACAGCUCGAUUUAUAAUACUCCAGCAGUUAUGCAGUUUCCAGACUAUCUUGCGGAAGAAGAUCCCGACAUCAUUGUUGAUCAAUGUGUUUAUGAUUUGACCCAUGGAAAUGAUACAGGUUGGAUAGACGCGCAUGUCACAAAUGUCAACAAUGUCGCAGAUACUGUUCUAAACCUCAAUCCUGUAUUUGUUGCAAAUAAUACAGAUAAGGUUAACACAUUUCGUUCACAGAUAUGUUUGAACAAUUGUAGUGGUAAUGGUGACUGUCUUGAAACAGGAGUAUGUGAAUGUAAUGGAACAUUCCGCGGACCAGACUGUAGUGAUGACAUAAGAAUACCUCCUGUAGUUUAUGGAAUAGAAGGAAACGGAAUCUGUGAAAUCACAGAAGAGGAUGACUGUACUUGUUUCGAAAUCAGAUCUGACAACAUAUUUGAUGGUUUUAUGUGUGAUAUAAGUCAACAAAGGGUAUAUCUCAAUGGUACUCAAGUUAAGAUGGAACAAUCUGUUCAUACUGGCUACUAUGAAGAUAUCUUCACUGGCGAGUGUUGCACACCUGAAAGUAGAAAAAGGCGAUCUGAAGGAAUCAACGAUGAUGAUCAUUUUGUUAUCUCGUAUGUUAUUUCUGUCAGCAAUGAUGGUGCUGCCUAUGGUGAAAUCAACACCGUCUUUGUCUAUGAUACUACAUGCUUGACACAAAGUACAAGUCAAGGAAAUAUCACCAUUCAAUUAAAGGAUGGCUACUGCUUUAUCAACGGGAUGUGUGUAGUUCGUAACUUUUUGUCGGCGGUCGAUUGCUUAUUUUGUGAUCCGGCAUCAAACCUUUACAGAUGGACAAUUGGUACCUGUGAAGAGAGAGAUUCACAAAUGACAACAGAAAGGAUAAUUGGAAUCGCUAUUGGACAAGUUCACGACUCCAGCGUAAGGCUUCAAACAAAAGUGUCAAGUAUACAAGCUCUUCCCGGAGAUCUUCCUGGAGCUCUUCCCGGAGCUGGGAAAACCUCAUUCACGUAUAACAAACACAAAAUAUAG
Ruditapes philippinarum (Manila clam) is the source of this 1114-nucleotide messenger RNA. RefSeq names its product von Willebrand factor D and EGF domain-containing protein-like. Lineage: Eukaryota; Metazoa; Mollusca; Bivalvia; Venerida; Veneridae. The coding region runs from base 116 to 1114 and encodes 332 amino acids. The record is from RefSeq and is a predicted model, not a curated record. The transcript is spliced from 7 exons.